This is a messenger RNA of Ctenopharyngodon idella (grass carp), 4564 nucleotides long. Its product is annotated as protein phosphatase 1 regulatory subunit 3E. Gene Ontology annotation, molecular function: glycogen binding; protein phosphatase 1 binding. The transcript has a single exon. Gene Ontology annotation, cellular component: protein phosphatase type 1 complex. The record is from RefSeq and is a predicted model, not a curated record. NCBI's taxonomy places the organism in Eukaryota, Metazoa, Chordata, Actinopteri, Cypriniformes, Xenocyprididae. Bases 46 to 966 code for a protein of 306 amino acids. Gene Ontology annotation, biological process: regulation of glycogen biosynthetic process.
CAGACCUCGACUGAAACAUUUUCAAAGGAUUUUGCAGACUCUUCUAUGGAAGCUGAGGCUGUGGUAAUGCUGCCUCCCAAGAGCUGCAUCCCCAGAAACUACAGUUGUAUCGCCGGGCUGUUCGGAAGCUUGUCAGCAUCAGAGCAAAAGCUGGAGGACGAAGAAGAAGACAUGGAGGAAGAGGAGAACAGGAAUGGAGACUGUGAACUAUUAGAAAUCAGCGUAGUGAAUGAAAAGCCGAGAGGAAGAGAGUCCUCCCUGAAGCCCCCGCAAAGCCCGACCCUGCGCCGAAGGUGCAAGUCUCUCCCCACACCGGCUGAAAGAGCCAAAUUAGAGAUCGCACGAGUCCGGAGCCCAAGCAGUCAAAAAAAGGUACGAUUCGCUGACUCUCUGGGACUAGACCUGAUUUCUAUCAAACACUUUGAUGACUCGGAUAUGCCUGAGGUACCAGAGCGCAUUAUUGACAAAUUCAAAAAAGCCAGAGCUCUCCACUUGAAUAACUUCGACAAGUCCAACACAUCAAACCAGUCCGUGUUUAUGGAGCUGCUCUUCACAAAUCCAGGAUCCUUGCCGGACUUCCUGGACAAAGUUAUUGCAUUGAAGGUUUUACUGGAGUCUGUUCAGGCUGAUGAGUUCAGCCUCUCGGGGAUCGUGCGCGUUCUUAACUUGGCUUUCGAGAAAAAUGUCUAUUUGAGGUACACCUUAAAUAACUGGACGACAUUUGUGGACAUUCUGGCGUCUUACGUCCCCCAUUCUAAUGACGGGCAGACGGACAAGUUCAGCUUCAAAAUCAUCACCCCGAUGUUUCUGGAGUUUGGGGGAACCCUGCAGUUUGCCAUCAGGUACUGCGUCGAAGGAGGUGAAUUUUGGGAUAACAACAAUGGGAGUAAUUACAGAGUAAGACGCCACAGAUUUAAAAUUUCUCCUCCGAGGGAAUGGGAAAAUGGUUGGAUCCAUUUUAUUUAGUGUGCGAUUCAGCCGUUCCACUAUGACGAAGCUUGGCUCAGGAAUAUUAAUUAGCCUAUGUGACUUGCCUCCCAUUGGCGAAUUGGCUAAGUAAUAAUCAUGAGCCAAACCUUCGCCAUAGUGGGAUUAGUAAUCUCUCCAGGAGUGUACAUUGAGGGAACCACUGACCUUCCAUGAAAAGCGUAUGUAGCAUAUUACCACAUAUUCGUAAACUGAAGACCAUGGUUCGUUGUUUGUCUUUGCUUUUUGUCGUAGUUUAAUCGAUGUCAAGUAGAGAAAGGGAAAUUAAAUUGAUGUCAGAUAGCUAACUACUAAUUGACGAAUGUAACAUUAGGCAUAUUUCCAUCGGUGUAAAACUGAUUGUUUAGCUGCAGUACAUAGAUGGUCAUGGAGACAAGACCCCGUCCUGCGUAGAGCAGGACCAUUUAAAUGAACCCAGUAUACAUUUAGCUUCAACGCAUGUGCUUUAAUAGGAUAUUGUGUAAUAAUUACAUAAUCCCCAGUGCACCUGUUAUUCUUCAGUUAAAGUGAAAUCAUGGUGCUUCAGCAUCACUGUGCUUGUUUCACAUCAAAUCGCAGCUAAGGGUUAAGGUCAGGCUAUAACUGAGGAAAAUUCUGAAAUAAUAAAUCAAACCUUUUUAGAAGAUAUUUGCUGUAGCAACCCAUGAGCAGCAGUUAGGCCUAACUGGUAACUGCUAAAACAAUUUCUCAUCCUCAGGAAACAAAUGGGCUAUUGAUUUUGUAUUAAAGUCAGCAUGAAAUCAAAUUUAGUUCCCCCCAAAAUGGAAAUUCUCUCACCAUUUAGCUACUCACCCUCAUGCCACCCCAUAUGUAUUUCUUUAUUUAGAUGAACACAAAAAUAUUUUUAUAAAAAUAUUCCAUUUCUGAGUGUCUUGGGUGUCCAAAUGUUGACACUUUGAAAGCACACACAGAUAUCGGGAUGAUAGCCUAAAUAUGACACCAGUGGAUGAAUCAGUGUCUUCUGAAGCAAAACCAUAGGUUUAAGAAAAAUACUUAUAUUUUUAAAUUUUUUAAAACUAUAAACCAUCACUGUAUUUUUUGGGUUUAAUGCACAUUACUGGUCUUAUUUGUGAAUGAUUUUAUUAUUAUUAUUAUUAUCUAUUUAUUUAUUUUACAUUUUACAAUCUUUAAAUCAUAGCUUGCUCUUCCUGUGAUAUGACAUAAUGAAGAAACUUUUUUUUUUUUUGGAACAAAACCAAAUGAGUAUAGGUAUUUUCAGGGAUAGUUAACAUUUAUAAAGCCCAGACCUUAAUAAAAUGAGCUGUUACACUGAAGUUAUAAGCUUUCAUGCUGAAACAGUAGAAAGUGUUUAAUAUACCUCACAUUGUGUAAUCUAGUAUGUCUUGUCUGAGCUAAGCAUUAUUUUUUAGUUACUUAACAUUUGUAUAGUAUCAGUGAAGUAUUUCAAGCCAUAUUUGAAAUACCUUAGAUCGGAAAUUUGGUCAUCCAAUAGAUUUCAAUGGUGAAAGCACAUUGAAACAGUUAUAUCAAAGACUGUUUCUGUUACCUGUAGGUAUAGGCUUGUGAAUUACUGUUACUGAAGCUGAGAUAGAAGAUUGCAGGUAGAUUACAUGACUUCCUGAUCCUGCUGUACUCUGCUACAGUUGAUGGUUGAACAUAGAAAGUUGUCACUCGAAGCACCAUAUUUCAUUAGUGGCCUAUAAAGUGGCACUGCGAUGCGACCGCAAAGGACACUUUCACGAUCUAAGGGGAAGGGGCUCAAGCCCAAACGCCCCCCGCCCCGUGCACACCACUGGCCCCAUAUAAACUUUUUGACAUCAGUCAAAAAUUGUUAAGCACUUUUCUUUAAGGCUUUUUGGGUCUUCAGCAGCACUUUGAGAAGUUUAUUACUGAAUGACAAUUGAUUGUAAAGCUGAACCUUUUACAAAGUAUGAAUAGAGCAUCUGUCCGAAAAGUUAUACAGUGCAUUCAAAAAGGAUUCAAAACCCUUAAUUUUUGCGGACUUAUGCUAAAAUAAAUAAUUUCAAAGAUGAUCCAGAGAAAUAAGAAGCACCUUAACUAAAUUUCAAGUAUCAUAGCAAAGGGUUUAAAUACUUAUGCCAAUACAAUAUUUUAGCUUUUGUCCUUUUUAAUAAAUCUGCUGUUAUAACAAAUGUGUUUUUUUUUUGGCUUUGGGAAUGGAGUGCAGAUUAAUGUGAAAAAAAUAUUUGAAAGAAUGAGACUACAAGUUAAAGGAUUCACUUUAAAUUGAAAAUUACCCCAAGCUUUACUUACCCUCAAGCCAUCCUAGGUGUAUAUAUGACUUUCUUCUUUCUGAUGAACACAAUCAGAGUUAUAUUAAUAAAUAUACUGAUGCAUCAAAGCUUUAUAAUAAGAGUGAACGGGGGGAACGAGUAUGAAGCUCAAGAAAGUGCAUGCAUCCAUCAUAAAUGUACUCCACACGGCUCCAGGGGGUUAAUAAAGGCUUUCUGAAGCGAUGCGUUUGUGUAAGAAAAAUAUCUUUUUAUAAGUUAAAAGUAAAGUAAAAUAUCUAGCUUCCGCCAGACCGCAUUCCUUUUUCAACUUAAUCCGGGGACACACUUAACGACUAGCUAAAAUAUUCUAAGACUGAGCUCAACACACAAAGACUGUUUCCUUCGACUGAAGCAGAUUGAAAUACACGGAAUUUAAACACCGACUGUAAACACCGACUGAACGCAACUGGCUUUGACUCGGCGCAUUUGGGCACGAUCAGUCGUAUCAAAUUACAUUCAUAAUCGGCCUUAGAAUCGUUUAGUGUGUCCCCGGCUUUAGGAAGAAAGUGCAACGCCUCUCACAGUUCAAAACGCUUACGCUACAUCCUAUGCCUUCUGUAUUCAACUCACGAAAAAAGCUUAACUCAGUUACAUUUUUUUCGUGAGUUGAAUACGGAAGGCGGUCUGGCCUCUGAUUGUGUUCAUCAGAAAGAAGAAAGGAUGGCUUGAAGGUGAGUAAAACUUUAAAAUUUUCAUUUUAAAGUGAACUAAUCCUUUAACAAAAUGUGACAAAAAUGAAGGGGUCUGAAUACUAUCUGAAUGCAUAUGUAUGUAUAUUGGGUGAAUGACUCCUGCACAGAUGAAAAAUAUAGUUUUGUUUAACAUUCAAACAUCCAUUCUUUGUUUUCUUCAUUACUGGGAUUCUUCUUCUUUAGUCAUUCUUCUUUAGUCACUUUAUAGUGGCUAAAGAACACUUUGGGACAGUUUGAAGGCAAAUUGAAGGAACAGGCUUGCUAUUUUAAGUUAUUAUUGGACUGUAAUUAUUUACUGUUUAAAGGUAACUUGAUCCUUGUUUAAAAAAAAAACCCUGAAAUGCACUUGUUGUUUCACAAAUUACAUUCUGUUUGUUUUAACCUAUGCAAUACCUGUCUUUAAUGUUUGUGUUUUGCUAUUGUAUCAGUGUGUCAUGUUGGUAAACAUUGUUUUACUUUUGAAUAGUAAUAUUGUAUAUCUAUGCUUGCAUGUACAGAGAUUGCAAGGUAUCAAAAUUCACUGUAAUACCUCAUUGUUCUUUCAGCUGUACCCACUGUGUUGAGUGUUGAUGUGGGAAACUCACACACCUCAGUUCUCAGUGUUUGCUAAUAAAAUGCUGUUGUGGUAAA